Lutra lutra (Eurasian river otter) is the source of this 2091-nucleotide messenger RNA. RefSeq names its product transducer of ERBB2, 1 (gene TOB1). The coding region runs from base 286 to 1323 and encodes 345 amino acids. Gene Ontology annotation, biological process: regulation of gene expression. Lineage: Eukaryota; Metazoa; Chordata; Mammalia; Carnivora; Mustelidae. The transcript has 2 exons. Gene Ontology annotation, cellular component: cytoplasm; nucleus. The record is from RefSeq and is a predicted model, not a curated record. Gene Ontology annotation, molecular function: transcription corepressor activity.
GGCCCGCGCCGAGGCCCCCGUCCUCCGCCCGGCGACGCCGUCUUGCAUUCAGUCUGCUGGCCGCUGCCGGUCCUCCCGAGCCCCCGCCCUGCCGCCCCUUUUCCCCCGCCCUGCGGCCGGCUCUGUGGUGGAAGCAGCCCGAGCAAGACCACUGAAGGUGAAGGAUAAUCUACAAAGUACCAGCACUUUGAAUGAAAAUUUGUUUCUCUGCCACAAACUGAACACUUGUGUGUGCGUGUGUGGGGGGAAGUUGAAACACAAACCUCACUUUGUGGCAUAGCAGCUAUGCAGCUUGAAAUCCAAGUAGCACUAAAUUUUAUUAUUUCAUAUUUGUACAAUAAGCUUCCCAGGAGACGUGUCAACAUUUUUGGUGAAGAGCUUGAAAGACUUCUUAAGAAGAAAUAUGAAGGGCACUGGUAUCCUGAAAAGCCAUACAAAGGAUCAGGGUUUAGAUGUAUACACAUAGGGGAGAAAGUGGACCCAGUGAUUGAACAAGCAUCCAAAGAGAGUGGUUUGGACAUUGAUGAUGUUCGUGGCAAUCUGCCACAGGAUCUUAGUGUGUGGAUCGACCCAUUUGAGGUUUCCUACCAAAUUGGUGAAAAGGGACCAGUGAAGGUGCUUUAUGUGGAUGAUAAUAAUGAAAAUGGAUGUGAGUUGGAUAAGGAGAUCAAAAACAGCUUUAACCCAGAGGCCCAGGUUUUUAUGCCCAUCAGUGACCCAGCCUCAUCAGUGUCCAGCUCUCCGUCGCCUCCCUUUGGUCACUCUGCUGCUGUAAGCCCUACCUUCAUGCCCCGGUCCACUCAGCCUUUAACCUUUACCACUGCCACUUUUGCUGCCACCAAGUUCGGCUCUACCAAAAUGAAGAAUAGUGGCCGCAGCAACAAGGUUGCACGCACUUCUCCUAUCAACCUCGGCUUGAAUGUGAAUGACCUCUUGAAGCAGAAAGCCAUCUCUUCCUCAAUGCACUCUCUGUACGGGCUCGGCCUGGGCAGCCAGCAGCAGCCCCAGCAGCAGCAGCAGCCUUCCCAGCCGCCGCCGCCGCCGCCGCCACCACCGCAGCCACAGCCGCAGCAGAAAGCCUCCGCUCUUUCUCCCAAUGCCAAGGAAUUUAUUUUUCCUAACAUGCAGGGUCAAGGUAGUACCAAUGGAAUGUUCCCAGGUGACAGCCCCCUUAACCUCAGUCCUCUCCAGUACAGUAAUGCCUUUGAUGUGUUUGCGGCCUAUGGAGGCCUCAACGAGAAGUCUUUUGUAGAUGGCUUGAAUUUUAGCUUAAAUAACAUGCAGUAUUCUAACCAGCAAUUCCAGCCUGUCAUGGCUAACUAAAAAAGGAAAAGAAAAAAAAAAAAAAAAGAAUCCUACAAGUUAAAAUGCACGGGCCCAAGGGGGAUUUUUUUUCACCUCCUUGAGAUUUUUUUUUUUUUUUUUUUAAAGCUUAUAGUAAGGAUACAUUCAAGCUUGGUUACAAAAAUAAAACCUGCAUCAUUUUUCAUUUGCCAACCAAGCACAAAGUUAUUUUAUACUGACUGUAUAUUUUAAAGUAUACUCUCAGAUAUGGCCUCUUACAGUAUUUAAGAUAUAGCAAGGACAUGGCUGAUUUUUUUUUUUUUAUAAAAAAUUGGCACUAAUAAGUGGGUUUAUUGGUCUUUUCUAAUUGUAUAAUUUAAUUUAGUACAAAGUUUGUAAAAUACCAGAGGAUAUAUAUAUUGUUUCUACGACACGGUAUUGCAUUUCUAUCUUUUUACUACAGUGACCUGUGACAGCAGCAGCUUCAUGUAUUUUUUUUACCGAAAUUGUAAAAUAUCCAUCUUAAAGACAUCAACUAUUCUCAAAAUUGUGUACAGGAUAUUCCUUUAGUGGUGGAAUUAAAAUGUACGAAUAUUUGCUUUUUCAAAAAAAUGUAUUUUCUGUUAACGGUUGAAAAGAUUUUUGCUAUAUAUUAUGGAAGAAAAUGUAAUCGUAAAUAUUAAUUUUGUACCUAUAUUGUGCAAUACUUGAAAAAAACGGUAUAAAAGUAUUUUGAGUCAGUGUCUUACAUGUUAAGAGGGACUGAAAUAGUUUAUAUUAAGUUUGUAUUAAAAUUCUUUAAAAUUA